This is a messenger RNA of Oryctolagus cuniculus (rabbit), 586 nucleotides long. RefSeq names its product general transcription factor IIH subunit 5 (gene GTF2H5). Gene Ontology annotation, biological process: nucleotide-excision repair; nucleotide-excision repair, preincision complex assembly; transcription initiation at RNA polymerase II promoter. Gene Ontology annotation, cellular component: transcription factor TFIIH holo complex; transcription factor TFIIH core complex. The record is from RefSeq and is a predicted model, not a curated record. NCBI's taxonomy places the organism in Eukaryota, Metazoa, Chordata, Mammalia, Lagomorpha, Leporidae.
CCUCCCACAGAGCGUCCCCGGCGCGAUGACGUCACAGGGCAGACGCGCGCGCGCGCGCUGCGGGAUAUCUGAGGGCCGCCGGGUCUGUGGGCUGCGGUGCGUGGCGAGCUCGGGGCAAGCCGGCGGGGUGAGCUUGGUUGAGAUCCUCUGCCCCUUCCGGCUGGACAAAGAUGGUCAACGUCUUGAAAGGAGUGCUCAUAGAAUGCGAUCCUGCCAUGAAGCAGUUUCUGCUGUACUUGGAUGAAUCCAAUGCCCUAGGGAAGAAGUUCAUCAUUCAAGACAUUGAUGACACCCAUGUCUUCGUAAUAGCAGAGUUGGUUAACGUCCUCCAGGAGCGAGUAGGUGAAUUAAUGGACCAAAAUGCCUUUUCUCUUACCCAGAAGUGAAAAUAAAGAUACUGACCACUUGGGAAUUGCAAGCAACAAUGUGAAAGACUGUCCCCACCCAGUGUUUUCCGUGUUUUAUGUGACUGAGCAGACAUGAGGCAAAUGCUGCAGAAAAGACCAUGGGAUCAUUUAUUCAGGAAAACACCCUGAGCUGAUUUGUUUUACACUAGAAUUAAAAAAACAAAAACGAAAUCCUCUAA